CGACUGUGGGCCCCAGUGCGCCUGGAAUAAAAAUCCUCUUGCUGUUUGCAUCAAGACCGCUUCUCGUGAGUGAUUUGGGGUGUCGCCUCUUCCGAGUCCGGACGAGGGGGAUUUUUCCUUCUACUGGCCUUUCAUUUGGUGCGUUGGCCGGGAACCCCACGACCACUCCUCACACCCGAGAACCGACUUGGAGGUAAAGGGAUCCCCUUUGGAACGUGUGUGUGUCGGCCAGCGUCUCUGUUCUGAGUGUCUGUUUUCGGUGAUGCGCGCUUUCGGUUUGCAGCUGUCCUCUCAGACCGUGAGGACUGGAGGACUGUGAUCAGCAGACGUGCUAGGAGGAUCACAGGCUGCCGCCCUGGGGGACGCCCCGGGAGGUGGGGAGAGCCAGGGACGCCUGGUGGUCUCCUACUGUCGGUCAGAGGACCGAGUUCUGUUGUUGAAGCGAAAGCUUCCCCCUCCGCGGCCGUCCAACUCUUUUGCCUGCUUGUGGAAGGCGCGGACGGGUCUCGUGUGUCUGGAUCUGUUGGUUUCUGUUUCGCGUGUCUUUGUCUUGUGCGUCCUUGUCUACAGUUUUAAUAUGGGACAGACGGUGACGACCCCCCUUAGUUUGACUCUCGACCAUUGGACUGAAGUUAAAUCCAGGGCUCAUAAUUUGUCGGUUCAGGUUAAGAAGGGACUUAAUUCUGAGAUUAUCCUGGCUGUUAAAGCAAUUAUUUUUCAGACUGGACCCGGCUCUCAUCCAGAUCAGGAGCCCUAUAUCCUUACGUGGCAAGACUUGGCAGAAGAUCCUCCGCCAUGGGUUAAACCAUGGCUAAAUAAACCAAGAAAGCCAGGUCCCCGAGUUCUGGCUCUUGGAGAGAAAAACAAACACUCGGCCGAAAAAGCCAAGCCCUCUCCUCAUAUCUACCCCGAGAUUGAGGAGCCGCCGACUUGGCCAGAACCCCAACCUGUUCCCCCACCCCCACCCCCUUAUCCGGCACAGGGUGCUGCGAGAGAACCCUCUGCCCCUCCUGGAGCUCCGGCGGCGGAGGGACCUGCUGCCGGGACUCGGAGCCGGAGCCGGAGGGGCGCCACCCCGGAGCGGACAGACGAGAUCGUGACAUUACCGCUGCGCACCUAUGGCCCUCCCAUGCCGGGGGGCCAAUUGCAGCCCCUCCAGUAUUGGCCCUUUUCUUCUGCAGAUCUCUAUAAUUGGAAAACUAACCAUCCCCCUUUCUCGGAGGAUCCCCAACGCCUCACGGGGUUGGUGGAGUCCCUUAUGUUCUCUCACCAGCCUACUUGGGAUAAUUGUCGACAGCUGCUGCAGACACUCUUCACAACCGAGGAGCGAGAGAGAAUUCUGUUAGAGGCUAGAAAAAAUGUUCCUGGGGCCGACGGGAGACCCACGCAGUUGCAAAAUGAGAUUGACAUGGGAUUUCCCUUGACUCGCCCCGGUUGGGACUACAGCACGGCUGAAGGUAGGGAGACCUUAAAACUCUAUCGCCAGGCUCUGGUGGCGGGUCUCUGGGGCGCCUCAAGACGGCCCAGUAAUUUGGCUAAGGUAAGAGAGGUGAUGCAGGGACUGAACGAACCUCCCUCGGUAUUUCUUGAGAGGCUCAUGGAAGCCUUCAGGCGGUUCACCCCUUUUGAUCCUACCUCGGAGGCCCAGAAAGCCUCAGUGGCCCCGGCCUUCAUAGGGCAGUCAGCUCUGGGUAUCAGAAAGAAACUUCAGAGACUGGAAGGGUUACAGGAGGCUGAGUUACGUGAUCUAAUAAAAGAGGCAGAGAAGGUGUAUUACGGAAGGGAGACAGAAGAGGAGAAAGAACAGAGGAAAAAAAAGGAGAGAGAGAAAAGGGAGAAAAGACGUGAUAAACGGCAAGAGAAGAAGUUGACUAAGAUCUUGGCCACAGUGGUUGAAGGGAAGAGCAGCAGGGACAGAGAGAGAGAUCUUAGGAAAAUUAGGUCAGGCCCUAGACAGUCAGGGAACCUGGGCAAUAGGACCCCACUCGACAGAGACCAGUGUGCGUAUUGUAAAAAAAAAAAAGGACACUGGGCAAGGGACUGCCCCAAGAAGGGAAACAAAGGACCGAAGGUCCUAGCUCUGGAAGAAGAUAAAGAUCUGGCCAACUUCAGGAUCCAACACCCCCAGGUGACCCUCCUCCACUACGUGGAUGACCUGCUUCCAGCAGGAGACACCAAACAGGACUGCUUAGAAGGUACAAAGGCACUACUACUGGAAUUGUCUGACCUAGGCUACUGAGCCUCAGCU
Messenger RNA from Phacochoerus africanus (Common warthog), 2248 nucleotides. RefSeq lists its product as uncharacterized. The record is from RefSeq and is a predicted model, not a curated record. Gene Ontology annotation, biological process: virion assembly. Gene Ontology annotation, molecular function: nucleic acid binding; zinc ion binding. Lineage: Eukaryota; Metazoa; Chordata; Mammalia; Artiodactyla; Suidae.